Syzygium oleosum is the source of this 1686-nucleotide messenger RNA. RefSeq lists its product as uncharacterized. Gene Ontology annotation, biological process: tRNA pseudouridine synthesis. The coding region runs from base 121 to 1176 and encodes 351 amino acids. NCBI's taxonomy places the organism in Eukaryota, Viridiplantae, Streptophyta, Magnoliopsida, Myrtales, Myrtaceae. The record is from RefSeq and is a predicted model, not a curated record. The transcript has 11 exons. Gene Ontology annotation, molecular function: pseudouridine synthase activity; RNA binding.
GGUUAGAUCCUGUGCCCAAACAGUCCCCUGCUCGGACAAAACCCCCCAAAGCAAAGCAAAACCCAUCGCCGUCGCGGCUGGUUUGGUCGCCGGGGGGAGAGCGAGAUCAUCGAUGAGAGGAUGACGGAGAAUCCGAAAUCCUCCUCGCGCGACUGUGCCGUCGAGAGUUCGGAGAGACCGUGCAAAAUAGCGAAGAGCGAGCGCUACGGCGACGAAGGAGAAGGAGAAGCAGAAGAAGAAGCGCAGCAGCCACCGGAAUCAGGCAUUGCGAGUCGGCCCAUGAACCAAAACCCUCGAGCACAGCGCUACUUGAUAGCAAUUGAGUACAUUGGGACUCGCUUUUCGGGGUCGCAGCAGCAGCCUAAUUGCAGAACAGUCGUCGGCGUUCUCGAGGAGGCUUUUCGCAAGUUCAUUGGUCAGCCGGUUUCGAUCUUCUGCUCUAGUAGAACCGAUGCAGGAGUCCACGCUCUGUCCAAUGUUUGCCAUGUAGACGUGGAACGGAUUAGCAAAAGAAAGCCUGGUGAAGUGUUGGCACCUCAUGAACCUCAAGUGGUCAGGCGAGCCGUGAAUCAUUUUUUGCAGAGAAGUGAAGGUGAUAUAUCAAUUAUUGACGUUCGAUGUGUUCCGGCUGAUUUCCAUGCUAGAUAUAGAGCUUGUGAGCGAACAUACUUCUAUCGGUUGUUUUCCGGGCCAGAGCCUCUCUCAACUUUUGAGAAGGAAAGAGCAUGGCAUGUAACAGAAGAGCUAAAUCUUGCUUCUAUGCAGGAAGCAUGCAAAGUUCUCGUUGGACUACACGACUUUAGUUCUUUCAGGGCAUCAGGUUGCCAGGCCAACUCACCUAUCAGGACUCUAGAUGAACUCAAUGUCUCUGAAGUGGUCUCGUCUCCAUAUUUCCCUUCUAUGGUGGAAAGAAGAGUUGAAAGCACGAAUGGUUUGACUGAUCUUGGAUUUGGCAUGAGGAAAAAGCAUCGAUGUCUAGUGGUAACAGCACGUGCUCGGGCUUUCCUCUACCACCAGGUUAGACUGCUAGUUGGUGUUCUUAAAUCCGUUGGCACUGGAGACCUAACUAGUUCUGAUGUUGAAAGAAUUUUGAAUGCGAAGGACGUGACAGCAGCAAGUCCAAUGGCUCCUGCAUGUGGUCUCUACCUUGGACAUGUGAAGUAUGACCUGCCCUGAUUCCACCUGGGCCUGCCAGUCAAUGAGGAUUUGGUUUCUAUGGUGCUGAAAACUUCAAUGCAAAUUAACUUUUCAUGAAUGGUAGAAAGCGGACCUCUAUUCUCUGCAGCAUGCGGAAUAGAUGGGCAUUUGAAGGGCAAUGAAGAGUUAAUUCCCAAAGAAACCUGCUGGGCUGAAAUGCAUGGUUGACAAUUGCUACACGUGCAUGUGCAUGAUGCUUUUUCGCUGCAUAGACUCCCAUUUCAAAAGAGAACCUUACUUUCCUUGGUGGCAGUCAUUUCCUCACUUGCACAUUCAAACAUGUUAUUGCAGACCUCCAGCAUUAUUUUGUCGGCCCCAUUCCUACAGGAUGAUGAUUUUCCUCUUUUUUGGCUCACCAAAGCUUUUGCAAUGGUUGGUUAGAUACAUACCCUUGUUUUCAUAGAUCAAUAGUCUGCCAUUUGUUAAGUAGAUGUUGUACUGACUCAUAAUCAAUCAUAAAAUGGGAACAGCCAAUUAUGUAUGCGUUCA